Messenger RNA from Cricetulus griseus (Chinese hamster), 873 nucleotides. The record is from RefSeq and is a predicted model, not a curated record. Lineage: Eukaryota; Metazoa; Chordata; Mammalia; Rodentia; Cricetidae.
AUGGCCAGUCUGAAUGUCUCCCUCUCUUUCUUUUUUGCCACCUGCACCCUCUGUGAGGUGGCGAGGAGGGCAUCUAAAGCCCUGCUCCCAGCGGGUACCUAUGUCAGUUUUUCCCGGGAGGCAUUGGGCGCAGCCCAGCUGGCAGCCUGCUGCCUAGAGCUGCGAGUGUUGGUGGAACUUGGCCCCUGGGCCGGGGGUUUCGGGCCCGACCUGUUGCUCACACUGGUCUUCCUGCUCUUCGUGGUGCAUGGGGUCACCUUUGAUGGGGCCUCCGCCAACCCCACUGUGGCCUUACAGGAGUUCCUCAUGGCGGAGGCAUCGCUGCCCAGCACUCUGCUGAAAGUGGUGGCCCAGGUGCUGGGCGCACAGGCUGCCUGUGCCCUGACCCAGCGCUGCUGGACCUGGGAGCUCAGUGAACUACAUAUGCUGCAGAGCCUCAUGUCUGUGCACUGCAGCUCAACCCUGCACACGUCCGUGUUGCAGGGCGCACUGGUGGAGGGGGCCUGCACCUUCUUUUUCCAUCUGAGCCUCCUCCGCCUGCAGCACAGCCUUCGUGUCUACAGGGUGCCUGCCCUGGCCCUGCUGGUCACUGUCAUGGCCUACACAGCUGGGCCCUACACAUCUGCCUUCUUCAAUCCUGCCCUGGCUGCCUCUGUCACAUUCCACUGCUCUGGAAACACGCUGCUGGAGUACACCCACGUGUAUUGCCUGGGUCCUGUGGCAGGGAUGAUCCUGGCUGUCCUACUGCAUCAGGGUCACCUUCCCCGCCUUUUCCAGAGAAAUCUGUUCUACCGGCAGAAAACAAAAUACCGAACUCCCAGAGGGAAGCUGUCCCGGGGUGCUGUGGAUACCCAGAUGUCCACAAAGGAGUAA